Molecule: messenger RNA, 1617 nt
Organism: Adineta ricciae
Lineage: Eukaryota; Metazoa; Rotifera; Eurotatoria; Adinetida; Adinetidae
Source: the annotation of a GenBank genome assembly
AUGGUUUCGAUUAAUAUCGAUCGAUGGAAAGCGAUAUUUAUUCCACACGGUGUUGCAUAUGUUCUCCUAUCAGCAGUUAUAUUCUGUCUGCUAGUUUUGACUUCUAUUUAUGGAACAUUAUGGCGACACAAAAGAGAUUCGUCACAAAUUACGUCAUCAAAUCAUCUGAACACAAUUAUCGGUUUUCCGCCGCGUUUACCUAAUGACAGAGAUUAUGUUCAAUGGACGUUUUUACAUAUGAACGAUGUUUAUGAGUUGUUGCCACUGGACAAUGGACACAAAGGUGGUUUAGCUCGUGUUGCAUAUUUACGACAAAUAUUACUGGAAGAAAAUCCUUCAACAUAUACCAUUCUUGCUGGUGAUUUUGUUUCGCCCUCCGCAUUGAGUACAGCAAAAGUCAAUGGAAGACCUUUGAAUGGUAGACAGAUGAUUGCAACAAUGAAUUCUCUUGGGAUAGACUAUGUUACAUUUGGUAACCAUGAGUUCGAUAUUACCGAAAACGAGUUAUUGUCAAGGAUGAACGAAUCUAAUUUUUCAUGGAUUAGUUCGAAUGUUUUUAAAAUUAAUAGUAAUCAACCAAUCGGAUCUAGUUUAACUUAUAAAAUUCUCACGAUCAGCGGCGUUCGGAUACUUCUCAUUGGUUUAACACUCGCUACUCCAUCGACCUAUGCUCGUUUUACAAACGAUUCAUCGUUGGUCAACUAUACUCGACAAUUUCUAGCACAAUUUCCUAAUGAAUCGUAUGAUGUUCUUGUCGCACUUACUCAUUUAGACAUCGCUCGCGAUAUCGAACUCGCUUCAAAUAUUCCUCAAAUCGACUUGAUACUCGGCGGACAUGAGCAUGAAGAUGUGUCAUAUUUACGAGGUCCAAAGUACACACCUAUUCAUAAAGCAGAUGCCAAUGCAUACACAGUGUUUAUUCACCGAUGCGUCUACAAUAUCGAUACAAAAAGGUUUCGCGUUUACAGCACACUGGCAAGAGUAACGGAUGACAUAGCUGAAGAGAAGAAAACUGCAAAUGUGGCUAAAUAUUGGUAUAAUUUAGGUAUUCAAGCAUUCACUCGACUGGGAUAUGUGCCACAAGAAACUAUUUCCUGUUUACCAGCAGGUGUUAACCUCGAUGGGAGAUCAGGAGCUGUUCGAUCUUCACAAACUCUUCUAUCUGAUACAAUUUGUGAAAGUAUGAUGUAUGCGAUAUCGAUGAAUCGACCAACGAUAAGUAUAUUUAAUAGCGGAGCAAUACGUAUCGAUGAUAUCCUUCGCGAUACGAUCAUCGGCUAUGAUGUGUUACGUGUAUUACCUUUUGUUAAUUAUCUUUCAAUUCUUUCUGUUCCAGGCACAAUUCUUUCUGAAGUUUUAAGGUUGUCAAUGACGUUGAAAGGAAACGGAAUGUUUCUUUCGUACAACGGAAUACAGACAUCGGAUGGGGGUACAACGUGGCUGGUUGAUGGCGUCAACGUUGCAACAAGUGGUGUGAAUUAUACAAUUGUAACUAUCGACUAUGCAAGAGUGAAUACUGGAUUGAAUCAUUCAAAUGUUUCAGUUGUAAAAACGUUAAAUAUCACUCAAACAAAUGCUUUAAUGACUUAUUUGAAAAUAAAAUAUCCGCCUUGUUAA